Molecule: messenger RNA, 7545 nt
Organism: Carcharodon carcharias (great white shark)
Lineage: Eukaryota; Metazoa; Chordata; Chondrichthyes; Lamniformes; Lamnidae
Gene: cacna1g
Product: calcium channel, voltage-dependent, T type, alpha 1G subunit
Exons: 36
Coding region: 140-7003 (2287 amino acids)
Biological process (GO): membrane depolarization during action potential; sodium ion transmembrane transport; calcium ion import
Cellular component (GO): voltage-gated calcium channel complex; neuron projection; plasma membrane
Molecular function (GO): voltage-gated sodium channel activity; low voltage-gated calcium channel activity
Source: RefSeq, a predicted model, not a curated record
AACCCAGCAGGAGCAGAACCACAGCCAGGAGCACCUGCCUUACCCCGCACUCGCCCCCGUCGUUUUCUUCCACCUGAAACAGACGACCCGCCCCAGGAGUUGGUGCCUUAAGCUGGUCUGUAACCCGUGGUUCGAACGGAUGAGCAUGUUGGUCAUCUUGCUGAAUUGCGUCACCCUUGGAAUGUUCCAGCCCUGUGAGGACAACACCUGUGUCUCAGAACGCUGCAAAAUUCUACAGGGUUUUGAUGAUUUCAUCUUUGCAUUCUUCGCUGUGGAGAUGAUUGCCAAGAUGAUUGCGUUGGGCAUCUUUGGCCCAAAAUGUUACCUCGGUGACACAUGGAACCGUCUCGAUUUUUUCAUUGUUAUUGCCGGCAUGUUAGAGUAUUCACUGGACCUACAGAAUGUCAGUCUAUCAGCUGUCCGUACUGUGAGGGUACUGAGACCACUUCGAGCCAUUAACAGAGUCCCUAGUAUGCGGAUACUGGUGACACUGCUGCUGGACACUUUGCCUAUGUUAGGCAAUGUACUUCUCCUCUGUUUUUUCGUCUUCUUUAUUUUUGGCAUUGUUGGGGUCCAGCUGUGGGCAGGACUGCUGCGAAACAGGUGCUUUCUCGAAGAAAACUUUACAAUACCUGCCUCUCAAGAGUUGGAUCGAUAUUAUCACACAGAAAAUGAUGACGAGAACCCAUUCAUAUGCUCCCUCCUGAAGGAUAAUGGAAUGCGCUACUGCCGCAGUGUGCCCCAAAGACGAGUGAACAACAUAGAAUGUACCCUAGACGAUACAAGUUACUACCUGUUACUGAGUAACACCACAGACAAUAUCAGCUGUAUAAACUGGAAUCAGUACUACACCCAGUGCCAGCCUGCCGAUCACAAUCCAUUCAAAGGAGCCAUCAAUUUCGACAACAUUGGAUAUGCGUGGAUAGCAAUAUUUCAGGUUAUAACCCUGGAAGGAUGGGUUGAUAUCAUGUAUUUUGUCAUGGACGCUCACUCCUUUUAUAAUUUCAUCUACUUCAUCCUUCUGAUCAUAGUUGGAUCAUUUUUUAUGAUCAAUUUAUGUCUAGUCGUCAUAGCAACUCAGUUUUCUGAAACCAAACAGCGUGAAAGCCAACUGAUGAAGGAGCAGCGAGUUCGUUUUAUGUCCAAUGCAAGCACGCUGGCCAGUUUCUCCGAACCAGGGAGUUGCUAUGAUGAACUUUUGAAGUACAUUAGCCACAUGCUGCGGAAGGCCAGGCGGGAGGUUGUGCGUGUUUGCUACCUGGUCGUGAACAGGAGGGGCCCUCAACCCGCCAGCAGAAGCGGGCCAAGUGCGCAAUCCCGCAAGAGGCGGAAACACAAGCGGGCAGCCUCUGUCCACCACCUGAUUCACCACCACCACCACCACCACCAUUACCACGUCAGCAACGGAAGCCUGCGGGCACCGCGAGCCAGCCCAGAGAUCAGCAACGUGGAGACCAACUCCGCGCACAAUGGAGGCAACAGGCUAAUCAUGCUGCCCUCGCCCCUGCCCAACCUGCAUCCUCCCCCUGCCCCCACUGCACCCGGCAACACCGAGUCUGUCCACAGCAUCUACCAUGCCAACUGUCACAUCGAACCGAUCCAGUGUAAGUCUUCCCUUAGGCAAGAGGCGGGCCUGCUCCCACCCGAUGGACUCCAGAAGAACACAGAUGCCAAGAGUUACCCGACCUUGCACCCCGGCUCCCCACAUGAGGUGAUCAGCCUGAACACCACAGGGGAGAAGACGCUCAAAGACGCAACCAUGAAUCCUGACAACACGAUGGCAAACCUCAACAUCCCUGCGGGACCGUAUCGCAAAAUGCAUCGACUCCUGGAAACACAAAGUGCCGGCCAUUGUAAAAGCUCAUGCAAGCUGUCUGGCCACUGCUUGCCCUACGGCUCUCCCAGUGGAACGGCUGACAUUCCGAAUUGUGACCCCCAAAGCUGCCCCAUCUGCAUCAGGAGCACUGAGUCCGAGGUGAGGGAUAACGAGACGUUGGACUCGGACAGUGAGGGAGUAUACGAGUUCACCCAGGACGCCCACUACAAUGACCAGAGAGACCCUCAGCGCAGUCAACCAAGAAUAAUGACAGUAAACAAAUGCUGGGCAUUUUGGAAGCCGGUCUGUGACACUUGCCGCAAGAUUGUUGACAGCAAGUAUUUUGGUCGUGGAAUUAUGAUUGCUAUUCUCAUCAAUACGCUUAGCAUGGGGAUUGAAUACCACGAACAGCCAGAAGAGUUGACAAAUGCCCUAGAGAUCAGCAAUAUUGUCUUCACCAGCCUGUUUGCAUUGGAAAUGCUUUUGAAGAUCCUGGUAUAUGGGCCAUUUGGCUACAUCAAGAACCCUUACAACAUUUUCGAUGGCAUCAUUGUAGUCAUCAGUGUGUGGGAAAUUGUAGGUCAGCAGGGUGGGGGCCUCUCGGUGCUACGUACCUUCCGCCUGAUGCGAGUGCUGAAGUUGGUACGGUUUAUGCCAGCCCUGCAACGCCAACUGGUGGUCCUGAUGAAGACAAUGGACAAUGUUGCUACCUUCUGCAUGCUGCUGAUGCUUUUCAUCUUCAUCUUCAGUAUUCUGGGAAUGCAUCUUUUUGGCUGCAAAUUUGCAUCAGAAAAAGAAGGAGACACUCUCCCUGACAGAAAGAAUUUCGACUCACUUCUCUGGGCUAUUGUAACUGUCUUCCAGAUAUUGACUCAAGAGGAUUGGAACAAGGUCCUGUACAAUGGAAUGGCCUCUACCUCUCCAUUGGCUGCUUUAUACUUCAUUGCCCUCAUGACAUUUGGCAACUAUGUUCUCUUUAACUUGCUGGUUGCCAUUUUGGUGGAAGGAUUUCAGACUGAGGAGGUCCAGAAGAGGGAGGACGCGAGUGGGCAGUUAAGCUGUAUUCAGCUGCCUGUCGACUCGUCUGGGGGAGACAUAUCAAAGUCAGACUCAGAGGCUGACUUUUUUUGUCAGAGCCUUGAAGAUGACAGUGGAAGCAAAAAGGAUCUUCCAAACACCACAUUGAUGGCAGUGAAUGGACAUGUGGACGUCAAAACCAGUCUGACGCCACCACUCAUCAUCCACACCAAUGCCACACCAAUGCCAACGCCAAAGGGGAUGCUUUGUGGGGAUUCUGUGCAUUUGUACAAUGAAUCCCGCAGAGGAAGCAACGUAUCAAUUGAUCCCAACUAUUACGAGCAAAGGUCACCGACCAGUGCACGUAGCUCCCCCUAUGCCCCCUGGAGCACAGCCAGUAGCUGGAACAGCCGACGUUCAAGCUGGAACAGCCUUGGCCGAGCUCAAAGCCUGAAGCGCAAGCAUCAGUCAGGCGAGCGGAAGUCCCUCCUCUCAGGCGAUGGCAAAGAGAGCUCCGACGAAGGUGAUGGAUCAGAGGAUGAGAGAGCCAGUCGUGCAGGUAGCGGGAAGGGCUCAGGCCCUCAGCGCCUGGAAUCUCUGGAGAUAAAGGGCUCUAUCGACAUUCCCGACACCCUCCAGGUACCUAGUCUUCACAGGUCUCCCAGCAUCCACAGCAGCCGGCUCCCACCAAUGGAUCGCCAGGACUGUAAUGGUAAAACCUCCCCAGCUGCCGUGCUGCACCAGGUCAACCAGGAUGAGCAGAGAGCUGAGCUUGAACAUACUGAGGAUGAAAUUGAUAUGAGUAAAAGAGCACGGUUGCGGGCGUGGAUUCAAGCCAGGCUGCCACCUUGUUUCAAGGAGCGUGAGGGUUGGUCUCUCUACCUCUUCCCACCACAGUCCAAGAUCCGCCUCAUUUGCAGCAAAAUUAUUUCACACAAGAUGUUCGACCACAUUGUUCUGGUCAUUAUUUUCCUGAACUGCAUUACUAUUGCCAUGGAGAGACCGAAGAUUGAUCCUAAGAGUGCAGAGCGAAUAUUCUUGACAUUUUCGAACUAUAUCUUCACAGUGAUCUUCUUGACUGAGAUGGCAGUAAAGCUGGUGGCAAUGGGCCUUUGUUUUGGUCAGCGGACGUAUCUCAAGAGCUCCUGGAAUAUUCUGGAUGGACUACUGGUGAUGAUCUCAGUCAUCGAUAUCCUGGUCUCCAUGGUUUCCAACAGCGGGACGAAAAUUCUUGGAAUGCUGCGGGUGCUCCGCCUCCUGCGCACCCUCCGCCCCCUCCGGGUAAUCAGCCGAGCACCAGGCCUCAAACUCGUGGUUGAAACACUGAUGUCAUCCCUGAAGCCUAUCGGGAAUAUUGUGGUCAUCUGCUGCGCCUUCUUUAUCAUCUUUGGCAUCUUAGGAGUGCAGCUCUUCAAAGGCAAAUUUUACAUCUGUCUUGGAGAAGACACAAGAAAUAUCACCAACAAAUCAGAUUGCUUCCAAGCCAACUACAAGUGGAUCCGUCACAAGUACAACUUUGACAACCUGGGGCAGGCCCUGAUGUCCUUGUUUGUUCUUGCAUCGAAGGAUGGGUGGGUUGACAUUAUGUAUGAUGGAUUGGAUGCAGUGGGUGUGGAUCAACAGCCAAUCAUGAAUUACAACCCAUGGAUGCUCCUUUACUUCAUCUCCUUCCUGCUGAUCGUGGCCUUCUUUGUGCUCAACAUGUUUGUUGGUGUGGUGGUGGAGAACUUCCACAAGUGCCGAAAGCACCAGGAGGUGGAGGAGGCCAAGCGGCGUGAGGAAAAGCGUCUCAGACGUAUGGAAAAAAAGAGACGGAAAGCUCAGUGUAAACCUUAUUACUCUGACUAUUCGCCUGCUCGGCUUUUCAUCCACAAAAUGUGCACAAGUCAUUACUUGGAUUUGUUCAUCACUAUAGUGAUUGGGCUGAAUGUAAUCACCAUGGCAAUGGAACAUUAUCAGCAGCCAAAGGUUCUUGACGAGGCUCUAAAGAUUUGUAACUACAUCUUCACAAUUAUCUUUGUCCUGGAGUCUGUAUUCAAACUAGUCGCCUUUGGUUUUCGCCGAUUCUUCAAGGAUAGAUGGAACCAGCUGGAUCUAGCUAUUGUACUGCUGUCCAUUAUGGGGAUCACCCUUGAGGAGAUUGAAGUGAAUGCUUCCUUGCCAAUCAACCCCACAAUCAUUAGAAUCAUGAGAGUCCUCCGGAUUGCUAGAGUCCUGAAGCUCUUGAAGAUGGCGGUGGGGAUGAGAGCCUUACUGAACACUGUAAUCCAGGCUCUACCACAGGUCGGGAAUCUCGGACUGUUGUUCAUGCUGCUGUUUUUCAUAUUUGCAGCUCUUGGAGUUGAACUUUUUGGGGACCUAGAAUGUGAUGACUAUCAUCCCUGCGAGGGAUUGGGGCGACAUGCCACAUUCAGAAACUUUGGGAUGGCUUUCCUCACCUUGUUCCGAGUAUCAACUGGAGACAACUGGAAUGGAAUAAUGAAGGACACUUUGCGAGACUGCAACCAAGAGGGCACCUGUUAUAACACUGUGGUGUCCCCAAUCUACUUUGUCUCCUUUGUACUGACAGCUCAGUUUGUGUUGGUGAAUGUAGUCAUCGCGGUGCUGAUGAAACACCUGGAAGAGAGCAACAAGGAGGCGAAAGAGGAAGCCGAACUCGAGGCAGAGCUGGAACUUGAAUUAAAAAUGUUAAAUACCAAUCAAGGGAAUGUGGACGCUGUGACCUGGGGAGGCAGUGAUGGUGGAGAUGCAGGUGACAGCCCAGGGAGUCCAUCUGAAUCACUCCAAAUUAAAGUGGAUUCACCAUUUUCUUUAGAACCACCACUGGACAAGCAAUUUUUUGACAACGUCUCCCUGCUGAUCCAAGGUUCACUGGAAGGAGAAUUAACCCUCAUGGAUAACCUCUCAGGUUCUGUCUGCCACAACUACGCCAUCCCACAGCAAAACAAAUGCUGUGCUGAGAAACAGGCUGAGGACACUCAGGAACCUGAGGCUAAGGAGGAGAUCCCAGAGAAGAACCUUCUCACUGUGAGGAAGCCUUUUGUUGGUCGGACACACUCGCUGCCCAAUGAUAGCUACAUGUUUCAGCCUGUCGACCCUGCUCCCUUGCAGGGUCUACAGAGGUCAGAGAGCAAUCAUAAGUUACAGUCAGGUUCAACCACAUCAGUUCAAUCUCAGCCCUCAGGUACCACUGGCCACCUCCAGGUUCCUAUCGGGUUGUUCCUCCCAGUCAGCCGUCAGAACAGUUUUGAUUCUGAGAAUAUCCCCAAGAUUCCUCCCCCGAGGAGAUCUGUGAGUGCUCACAGAAUGCUGCGUAGGCAGGUUGCUGUAACAAAUGACUCUCUGGAUCCACUCUAUAUGGAGUCCAAGGAAAAUUUGCAGAUACAGCCUAAUGAAUCGUCAACCUUGAAUGUGUCUGUGCCCCAUGUCUCUGUUGUGCAACCGUCAGUGGUGUUAGUGCCUGCCUCACCUAGCGCACCAACCAAGCACAGUGUUCACAUCCAACAGCACAGCCGUAACCAAUGCAACAUUACUAACUAUGUGACAUCUUCACCACGUCAUGCUCGGAACCCCUUCAGGGAACUCCCUGUCUCAGCAGACCAGGAAGUCUCUCAAAUCAACAGUGGCAGCAAGAGAGCUUCAAAACCUCCAAUGUGCCCUACACUCCCCACGAAAAUGUGCAGCAGCACAGGAAACCUCACAAUGAAAGACGUCAUAAAAUUCUACAGCGUGGACACUCAAGGAUUCUUGGCCAAGCCCACGUCGUGGUUAGAUGACCCUCGGAGACAUUCAAUUGAGAUCUGCUCAUCCGUUGAUGCUGUUCCGCAGCACCAUUUCUCUUCGUCGUCCUGUUGGGCCAUUAGCCAGGCAGCGACAGAACUGGACAGCCAGCAAGCAGCACGGCAGAAGCAGAAAAUGAGCCCCCCCUGCAUUUCUAUAGACCCGCCAGAGGACCAGCACAUGGCAAUGCAAGGCACUCAUGGGCAAACGUCCUCCAGUGACAUGUGUUUGAGAAGGCGGGCUCCAUCCUGUGACUCAGCCCCUCACAAGGAGUCCGUGGACCUUGUGGACCCACUGCUUCAUGAAAGCACGCCCACCUCUCCUUCUCCGGCAAAGGAUUUGCUGACUCUUUCCAGUUUUUCCUUGGAUCAGCCCGAGGAGGACCACUGAACUAAAUCGUCAAAUAAUUUUUGUUGCCAAAAAGACAAUUUUUUCAUCCUUUCCUAACAUUAAUGAAGAAUUCUGCAUUCUGACUGGCACUGGAGGUCAAAACCCCAUCAAUCCCCCUUCCCCCAACCAAACAGUAACCAGGGUUACUGGAGCCCCCACAAUGCUGCUCUGCCUUGCACUCAAGCAGAUGACUGACUGACCAUUCAUCCAGGUAGUCCUGAACAGUGGAGCGUCACUUUUUUAAAUGUGAAAGGUUUUUCCCUUUUGAAAUUGGGAAGUAAUCUGCCGAGUGGUAAUCCCAGAACAUUCCAGGAUUUGCUUUGUAACUCAGUUUGAGGCAACAAGCGAUGGGCAAUAAAUGCCAGCCUUGCCAGUGACAUCCACAUCCCCAGAAUUAUUAUUUUUUUAAACAUUAUCAAUUGAUACCCAUUUUAUCAGAAUCCAAUUGAGUUGGCCUGGACAUUUUCCUUACUCUCCAAAAGGCACAAAGCAAAGAUCCAGUCAUUAAUAUAUUUAGAAAAAAAAAGUAAUAUUUAUAAAUA